Messenger RNA from Carassius auratus (goldfish), 4012 nucleotides. It is a transcript of the gene pcsk1, whose product is annotated as proprotein convertase subtilisin/kexin type 1. Gene Ontology annotation, biological process: peptide hormone processing. Lineage: Eukaryota; Metazoa; Chordata; Actinopteri; Cypriniformes; Cyprinidae. The transcript has 14 exons. The record is from RefSeq and is a predicted model, not a curated record. Gene Ontology annotation, molecular function: serine-type endopeptidase activity. Bases 231 to 2537 code for a protein of 768 amino acids. Gene Ontology annotation, cellular component: neuron projection; membrane.
AAACAUCCCUUCCCCUUCCACGACUCUCUCAUUGGUGGCUCUCCAUGCGCGUUCAAUUACUCGCUCACACUGCAUCAGAAUUAACUGGAGAAUAUAGCGUUUACCAAGGAAGCCGAACUGACAGUUCCCGUGUUUACAUAUUUAUUUAUUAACUUAUUUCUAUUUAACUGUUUUGUAUCCAUCGUGAUCAUCCAGAUCAUUUUUUUUUAAGUGGUUGUAAUUGAUUUGAAAUGGAAGAAAGAUGUCGUCCAAUGUUGCUGUGCAGUGUUCUUGCUCUGUUCUGUGCGCUGGUGUCCUCAGCUGUGGACAGACAGUAUCUGAACGAAUGGGCGGUGGAGAUUCCAGGAGGACACGACAAUGCCCGAUCCAUCGCCGACGAGCUCGGAUACAAAUUAGUCCGACAGAUUGGGGCACUGGAAAACCAUUAUUUAUUCAAGCGGCACAGUCACCCUAGCAGGACCAAAAGAAGUGCGGAUCAUAUCACCAAACGACUGUCGGAAGAUGACAGGGUCUCUUGGGCUGAACAGCAGUAUGAGAAACGGAGGGCCAAACGUGCCCCGCUGGGGACCGAAUGUAAGGACUGCUCUGUGGACAAACUCUUCGACGACCCUAUGUGGAACCAACAGUGGUAUCUGCAAGACACCCGGAUGUCAUCAUCCCUGCCCAAACUGGACCUGCACGUGAUCCCAGUCUGGAAGAAGGGCAUUACGGGCAAAGGAGUGGUCAUUACCGUGCUGGAUGAUGGCCUCGAGUGGAACCACACCGACAUUUACCCUAACUAUGAUCCUGCCGCUAGCUAUGAUUUUAAUGACAACGAUCCAGAUCCCUUUCCCAGAUAUGACUCCACCAAUGAAAACAAGCAUGGUACCAGAUGUGCUGGAGAGAUUGCCAUGCAAGCAGACAACAACAAAUGUGGUGUCGGAGUGGCCUACAACUCCAAAGUGGGAGGGAUACGAAUGCUGGAUGGAAUUGUGACAGAUGCCAUUGAAGCCAGUUCCAUUGGCUUUAACCCUGAUCAUGUGGACAUCUACAGUGCUAGCUGGGGCCCUAAUGAUGAUGGGAAGACCGUGGAGGGGCCUGGGCGCCUGGCCCAGAAAGCUUUUGAGUAUGGUAUCCAGAAGGGCCGUGGUGGGAAGGGAUCCAUUUUCGUCUGGGCGUCUGGCAACGGUGGUCGUCAGGGCGACAACUGUGAUUGUGAUGGAUACACAGACAGUCUGUACACCAUCUCCAUCAGCAGUGCAUCCCAGCAGGGUUUGUCUCCCUGGUACGCUGAGAAAUGCUCCUCUACGCUGGCCACGGCCUACAGCAGCGGAGACUACACCGACCAGAGAAUUACUAGUGCUGAUUUGCACAAUGAAUGCACAGAGACACACACUGGCACGUCUGCAUCUGCUCCAUUGGCUGCUGGGAUAUUUGCACUGGCUUUAGAGCAAAAUCCUGAUCUGACCUGGCGAGACCUUCAGCACUUAGUGGUUUGGACGUCUGAGUUUGACCCCCUGGCCAAUAACCCAGGCUGGAAAAGGAAUGGAGCUGGUUUGAUGGUCAACAGUCGUUUUGGGUUUGGUCUCCUGAAUGCCAAAGCUCUAGUAGAUCUGGCCGAUCCCAAAGUCUGGAAGCACGUUCCCGAGAAGAAACAGUGCAUCGUCAGAGAUGAGACGUUCCAACCAAGACCAUUGAAGGCUGCAGGUGAGAUAUCCAUUGAGAUCCCCACUAAGGCCUGUGCAGGACAAGCAAAUUCUGUUGUAUCUUUGGAGCAUGUGCAGGUGGAGGUCAGCAUUGAGUACACACGCAGAGGAGACCUGCACAUCACGCUGACGUCUCCAUCAGGUACCACCACAGUCCUGCUGGCGGAGAGAGAGAGGGACACAUCAUCCAAUGGUUUCCGAAACUGGGCGUUUAUGUCUGUGCACACCUGGGGAGAAAACCCCACCGGCACUUGGACCCUGAAGAUUACAGAUACGUCUGGACGGAUGGAGAAUGAGGGUCAGAUUAUCAGUUGGAAGUUGAUUUUGCAUGGGACGUCUGAGAAGCCAGAGCACAUGAAGGAGGCAAGGGUUUACAUGCCCUACAAUGCUGUGCAGAACGAUCGCAGAGGAGUGGAACCGAUGGAAGACAUGAUCAAGCAGGAAGCUCCGACUCCAGCUCACGAACCUGAAAUAUCAAGCGCAGUGGUCCCAGACUCACUCCCGUCUGCUGCUUCCAUCAGCGUCCCUGAAAAAAAUCCAGGAGCUCCAGGCUCCUCCACUGCCAAUCUGGCCCUGCUGCGUCUCCUCCAGUCGGCCUUCAACAGGCAAACCCCGGCGUUUCCUCAGCACGCUCUGGCGAUUCCUCCUGCUCCUCCCAAGACCUUUCAGCCCGAGAGGAUCCCCCCGCAGAAGCUGUACCAGGCCCUCGACCAGCUAAACCGCAACAGGGGCUCCGACGAUGGCCUGUUCAGUGACUACAGCGACAACUUCUACAGAGCCCAACCGUACAGACACAGAGACGACCGGCUGCUGCAGGCACUGUUUGAAAUGCUCGGAGACGACCAGCAGUGAGUCGGGAACAGGGAAAGGCAGGAAGAGUAGGUAAAAGAAGCUGGAUGCCCUGCUGAAAAGACCAGCUUAGGUCCACCAGCAAAACGUAGUUUUUUGAAGCUUUUGGUAGUGAAACAGCAUGUUAAACUGGUCUUGGUGAGUAAGUUACGCAUCACAACAUCUAAAACUAGCUGCUACGCUAGUCUUUUCAGCAGGGCAAAGGGAGAUGAAUGGAAGCUGGUACACUUGAGGGUACUAGAGUUGACUGAUGAAAUAAAAUGCGUUUUGUUCUCUUCCAGACAAGCUUGUUUUUAUCUGCACAUGUAGUUAUCAACUAUAAGCGUUCUACGGCCUGUGUCUGUCAGUGUGAAUGUUUGUAUAUCUGUGGUGAACAGCCAGCUGUAUUUAACCCUCAGUUUUGAACCAGGUUGCUAAGAUUUAAAACCAGUGACGGGACCAACUAUGGCAUCUCGUGCCCUUUGUCCUCUUGAUGAUUUUUCUCAUGUUGCCUUCACUGCCACUAACUUCUGCAUGCUAUAAAAUGUUGAGAAUAUUCUACAAUGACUGUAAAUUGUAACGAUUUGUGAAAGUGUCAGUCUGCGCAGAAUCAGUUAAAAGGGAAACUUCAACAGAAAACGAAAAAACGAAACAUUAACUCACCUGUUUACUUUUUUUUUCCUGCUGAACACAGAAGACGUUAUUUGGAAGAAUGUUGCUAACCAAAAAGUUUUGGGUCCCAUUGACUUCCUUUGGCAUUUUUUUUUUACCAUACUUUGGACGUCAGUGGAGCCGAAACCAUUAUUCUUUAAAAUAUCUUCUUUCGUGGUCCAAAAAAGAGGAAAGAAAAUCAUGCAGGUUUGGAAUGAAAUGAAAGUGAGUAAAUUAAUGUAAUUUUAUUUAUUUAUUUUUUUUCACAUUGAUUUUAUUCAAAUCAAUAUUUGAUAUAAUUGACCUUCUCUGUGCACUUCUUUUGUGCAUGAUUCGUGAGUGCACGCUAUUCCAAAUUUUAAAAAAAGUUUGUCUUGAUAUUUUAACAAAAUAUAACUUUCUCUCCGCCUCUAAAACGACUUGCCUUUUCGACUGAUGUCUCAUAUUUCUCUUAAUUUUCAGUGGUUUGUAACACCCACUUUUCACAAUGCAAAUCAUUAUAAAUUAUAAAUAAAUCAAAGUGUUAUUCUAGAGCAGGGUUUCCUAACCAGGGUUUGUGGACCCCUAAGGGGUAAUGAUGGAACUACAGGAUGUACCAAUGACAAAUGAAAGGUACUUUAUCUUCUUUAAAAUAUUUACCCUGUAGAGAAAGUUGUAUGUACUUUUAAUGUACACUCACUGUUUUAUUCUAAAUUAGCCAAGUUAAUAUUGAUUAUUUUUGUAGGUGAACAGUGUUCUGUAAGCAGAAACUGCUGCUUCAUCUCUUUUAUGAGACAUUUUCAUUAUUUGAAUCAAAGAUAUUUUCAUUACUUGAAAUAAAAAUAAAUACAGUAUUAUAAUUUUUUCUU